Messenger RNA from Amphibalanus amphitrite, 4321 nucleotides. Its product is annotated as nuclear hormone receptor HR96-like. Gene Ontology annotation, biological process: positive regulation of transcription by RNA polymerase II; negative regulation of transcription by RNA polymerase II; cell differentiation. Gene Ontology annotation, molecular function: zinc ion binding; nuclear receptor activity; RNA polymerase II cis-regulatory region sequence-specific DNA binding. The record is from RefSeq and is a predicted model, not a curated record. The transcript is spliced from 7 exons. Bases 1519 to 3333 code for a protein of 604 amino acids. Lineage: Eukaryota; Metazoa; Arthropoda; Thecostraca; Balanomorpha; Balanidae.
GUGCGGACGCGCUCGUCAGCUGACCCACCAGGGAUGGUCCACAGAGGAAGCAGGAAGCGACCGCCGCUCGCUGCUCGGGCUGACUCACCGCAGUGUGCGGCCCGACGGGUCUUCUGUUGCCGAUUGUCUGUCGUUGCCGGUAGAAGUGUGGGAUCGUUGCCGCCAGAAGUGUAGGGUUUGGUGCGCUGAGGCGAGAAGGGCACGGUACCGUCGGUGGUUGGUGGAAUGGAACUUGUUCUGUCACUGCCGUGGCUGUGAGAUCAGUGUGAUUAGCUCAAGUGGUUAGAUCGUUGGUCGUAAGGAUCCGAUCGUAUGCUGUGGCCUGUGGACUGCGAUUGCUGGCCUGCUGCUCUGUGGCUUUAUGAGCGCGGAAACAAGACCGGUGCGGUACGACCUGAGCUGACGACUUGACUGCUCUGAAAUCCCGGUCUCUCUGCGUGCUAAAACAGUGCCUUGAAGCAGCUCUUGGAGGUUAAGCAGCAGACUGUCAGGGAGAACAGACCUGGGGGUCACUCAGAACCCUGGAUUUAGUUCCCGACUGAAGACUCGUGGCCUGCGCUGACUAUCGGGCCGGGACGUUCUGGAGUUACUCCGUCGCGCGACUGAGGCCAGCCGGCCGGCCGCUGCUCAGUCCCGCUCAGCUCGUAGUGUUUGCGCCGGAGGUUGUGGCGGCCGGAGGGGCCGGGAGGUUCUCAGACACACCCCCGGCGCGUUUUGUCGUCUCGAACCGUAGUAAACUGUCCAGAUCCAGUCAGUCGGACGGCCGUGACGCAGUGCCGCCCGCGUCCAACGUCGCCUCGUUGUGCGCCGUAUUUCAGUCCGUGUCUGUCCGAUCUGCGCUGACGGUGCAUACUGGCGCGUCCGUGGAGUACUCUGACGCUGACUGGGGUGAACCCGUGAUCGGAGACGGUGAAUGGGGUAGUAUUUGAUCAGAGUGCUCAGCAAGAGGAGUGACCUGUCCUCAGUGACCUGUCCUCAGUGACCUGUGUUCAGUGACCGCGCUCAGUGACCUGUCGCGGCUGCAAUCUGGGCCAGUGUCGGCUGUCAGCGGUCAGCGGCAGUAGUGUCCUAUUCGGCGGCCAGUCGCAGUGUGAGAGUGUGAGCCCGCUGUGAGAGCCGCCCUGUGAGAGAGCAGACCUGUCGCGCGCGCGAUAGCCGGCUGAGCCACCUGCGCGCCGCGCUCCUUCUCAGUCGCUCCGAGGCUCGUGGUGCCGCCGCGCGUGCCCCGCCCGCGCCGUCAUCGGACCCACAGCGACGUCAGCGGACAGACGGCAGUGGACGUCAUCACACGUCAGCGCACGUCAUCGUACGUCAUCAGUGACUCCGGACGUUGACGUUAGAGACGUGACGUUGGAGACGUGGCUUGGUCGCCGGGUGCGGUCAUCUCAGUUUCGACCUUCAUUUGUUGUCGCCACUCUCAGCCAGCGAUCGUCAGCAGUUGAAUCAGUUCAUCUGACUGUCAUCCGUCAUCUGGGGUGAUCCGUCAUCGCUCCGUCUUCCGUUGUCAGCGCUGUCGCCAUGGAUUGGAUGACGGGUGUGCUGGACCGUUUUUACUCAGCUACCGAUAUUCAGCAGCCGCACGUGACGAUCAAGGAGGAGGUUAUGGACAGUUUGGAGCUGGGCGGUGACCUCUACUGCCAGCCGAUGGGUGACACGGAGGAGACGGCGCUGUCGGCCGGCGCUCCCGUGCCGGUCUCCGUCCCGGCCCCCGGCCCGGGUAUGGUGUCCGGCCUGCCGGAGGGCCCUCCGCACCACAAUGGGGCCGUCCCGCCGUCUGGAGAGGCUCCGGCCACUCCUCGGCCGGCCAAGGAGUGCGGCGUCUGCGGAGAUAAGGCGCUGGGCUACAACUUCAACGCCAUCACCUGUGAGAGCUGCAAGGCCUUCUUCAGGAGGAACGCGCUCAAAACUAAGGUGUUUCGAUGUCCGUUCCAGGACAACUGCUCCAUCGACACUGUCACUCGGCGCUUCUGCCAGAAAUGCCGACUCAAGAAGUGCUACACCAUCGGCAUGAAGAAAGAAUGGAUCAUGACCGACGAAGAACGCAAAGUCAAGCGCCAGAAGAUCAACGAGAACCGCUCGAGGAAGUGCGACCAGACUACCAACGGCGGCGUGGCUCCUGCCGGCGGGAUCGGCGGCGGCGAGGGGUUUACGCCCAACAUCAAAGCCGAACAGGGCAGCCCUUACUCUGCUGAGACUUCCCCUUCCGGCUGGCUGCCUCACAGUCCGGUGUCACCCUACCGGUACGGGCUGGCGUCCCCGGGCGGACCCACAGCGGCUGUGGGCGCGGCCGGGGCGCACGAGCCGCCCGCGGAGGGACAGAGGAGGAUGGUGGGAGAGAUGUCGCCGCUGUCACUCAAACACUGCGGUGUGCAGGUGCCCGACUCGCCGCCCGAACCGACCUCCAUUGAUGACGGCUCCAUCAGUAUGAGUACCAUCCUGGGCAAGGCACUCCGUGCCGAGUUCAGUGACACCCAGCUGCGUGAGCCAGUGCUGCCGACCGGGGCGCUGAACCGCGCCGAGCGAGACAAGAUCGACGAACUGUUCGAGGCCGAACAGGCGCUCAUGGCACCGCUCAACGAGGACAAUAUGUUUGUGAAUCUGGUGAACACGGACCCGUCCCUGAUCAACGUCAUCAACCUGUGCGACAUCGCCAUCCGGCGGCUGAUCAAGAUGUCGAAGAAGAUCAGCAGUUUCCGCAGUCUCUGCCAGCGGGACCAGAUCGCGCUGCUCAAGGGCGGAUGCACGGAGCUGAUGAUUCUGAGGAGCGUCACCACGUAUGAUGCUGAGAACAACAGCUGGAAUAUUCGCGCCAAUGAGACCGACUACACGAGCAUCAAGCUGAACGUGCUGAAGAAGGCGCCGUACGACGUGUACGAGGAGCACAAGCAGUUCAACCGUACCUUCAGCCACCGCUGGAAGACGGACCCCUACAUCAUGGGUAUCAUCAGCGCGAUCACGCUGUUCUGUCCGUCCCGGCCCAACCUGGAGCAUGUCGAUGCCAUCACCCUGGAGCAGGAGUCCUACUAUUACCUGCUGCGGCGCUACCUUCUCACCACCAUGAGUCCCUGCGAGGCCCGCUCUGAGUUCCUCAAACUCAUCAAAAAGAUGGAGGAACUCCACCGGCUCAACGAGGACCACAUCAAGAUAUUCAUGGACGUCGACCCGCUGCACGUGGAGCCGCUGCUGAUCGAGAUUUUCGACCUGAACCCGAUGCGGAGUUUCGCUCCCGCCCCGCCGGUGGACAUGUCUGAUCACCAGCACCAGCCACAGCACCAGCACCAGCCGCCGGUGCACCAGCCGCAGGCGCCGCCGCCGCCCCCGCCGCCGCUAUAGAGGCCAUCCACAGAGCCCACUGUGGUAGAUAGCUCAGCACCACUGCUCAGCUGCGCCCCUGGGUACCGGGCGCUCCGACUGGGCUCGAUUCAGCCCUCGUGUGAUUUGUUACGGCGUGCGAUAUUUUACUGGAGAGUCCUCGCGCUGGCGUUUCGUGGCCCGCGCGCUGGCGUUUCGUGGAACCUGGUAUUGUACAACGCCGAGCGGGCGGGCGGGGUGGGUAGCUCAGCCUUUACUGCAUUUUCGCGGAGAGCUGUUGAGCUGCCGGGCGACCGCGCGGCACACGAGUUGUUAGAUUUAGAUACCAGGUGACUGCGGCGACGGAGACCGCUGAGGGCGCUACUAGCGCUGGAUGGAGAGAACGGAUGUCUCUCCAGGUAUAUAAAACUCAGAGCUGCUGUGUCGGGUGAUGUCUCACCUCUAACGAAUUGUAUAGCGCGCGUACACGGCGGGCCAGUAUAGGUAAUACCGCACCUACGAGUGCAGCGUGCAUGUGAGCGUGAGUGCGUGCGUGCGUGGGUGUGUACGUGCAAUUGGUGCCUCAGUAUACAUAUGCUCGAGUGGCUCAUGCAAUACCAGGUUGUCACUGUUCUGAGUCGGCAGUCACUGCCGAUAAUCGUACCUGGCUUCUGGGCGUGGAAACGAGUUAUCCUGCGCGGAGUUGAUAUAAGCUCAUAGCACAAACGCCUGCUAGAUGGCGUUGACGAUUUUUGGGCGUUCAAAGGAGUUGGAUGUUUCGUGAUGAAUUAUAUUGUCACUAGUCUUGCGGGUGGGUGUCUGUUUAUGCGUACCGUAUUUACGUGUGAGUGGUCACCUGUGCGGUGUCUGUAUGUCUGUGUGUGGCUGAAGUGACUCCGCCUGUGUCGUCGGACAGCCCUCGUCGCUCAGAGGGAGUCCGUGAGCUCACGGACCGCCCAAAGUGCCUCGCACGGGUAUAACCGUGAUCCACACUGCAGCAAACUGAAGGAACUAUAUGUUACAACUGUGA